This is a messenger RNA of Venustampulla echinocandica, 1773 nucleotides long. Its product is annotated as putative SIT1-Transporter of the bacterial siderophore ferrioxamine B. The coding region runs from base 1 to 1773 and encodes 590 amino acids. NCBI's taxonomy places the organism in Eukaryota, Fungi, Ascomycota, Leotiomycetes, Helotiales, Pleuroascaceae. Gene Ontology annotation, cellular component: vacuolar membrane; endosome. The transcript has a single exon. Gene Ontology annotation, molecular function: siderophore-iron transmembrane transporter activity. Gene Ontology annotation, biological process: intracellular iron ion homeostasis; transmembrane transport. The record is from RefSeq and is a predicted model, not a curated record.
AUGGACCCAACCAAACAACCUACCGACACCGAGCCAAGCUAUGAAAAGGACGGCCAUGCUGCGGUUAACCCUGAUCAAUCGGAGCCCACGAGCCCUCACGGUUUCCUCCUAGGAGCAAAGUCUCCAGGUGUAGCACGUAUCGAAGCUAUAUCUAGCCAACUCACUCUCACCGACCGGAUCUUUCUGUUCCUCGGCAUCUUCCUGAUAUCCUACGCCUAUGGCCUCGAUGGCACGGUACGAUACACAUAUCAAGCCACGGCAACCAGCGACUAUGCUAGUCACUCUCUUCUCUCGACUGUCAACGUCCUCCGAGCGGUCAUCGCUGCUGCUGCUCAGCCAACUGCCGCCAAGAUUGCUGAUGUUUUCGGUCGUGCCGAACUUAUUCUCGUAUCGGUAUUCUUUUACACUCUCGGUACGAUUGUUGAGAGUUGCGCGGACGGGGUGAAGGCCUUCUGCGCCGGCGCGGUCAUUUACCAAGUUGGAUAUACCUGCGUUAUGCUCCUUGUCGAAGUCAUCGUCGCAGAUGUGACCUCCAUGCGUAGCCGGGUCUUCUUCUCUUACAUUCCCGCAAUGCCAUUCAUCAUCAACACUUGGGUCAGCGGCAACAUCACCGAGCAGGUCCUCAAGACUACCACCUGGAGAUGGGGUAUCGGGAUGUGGUGUAUCAUCUACCCCGUCUGUACUCUCCCAUUGAUAAUCACACUCUACGUCAUCGGCCGUCGAGCCCGCAGGAACGGUGUCUUGGACAAAUAUGCUUCCCCGUUCCAAAUGCUCGGCCCCAAGGACCUAGCUAUAGAGCUAUUCUGGCAGCUUGAUGUUAUCGGCAUCAUCCUCUUGAUUGCUGUAUUUGCACUCAUUCUCGUUCCCCUCACCCUCGCCGGUGGCGUAUCUACCAAAUGGAAAGCAGCACACAUUCUCGCGCCCCUAAUCAUCGGCUUGCUCACUAUCCCAGUUUUUAUAUUCUGGCAAAUGAAGGCCAAGCACCCCCUUGUUCCUUUCUAUCUUCUCAGAGACCGCAGUGUUUGGGGUGCGCUAGGGAUAGCAACGAUGCUCAACUUUGCCUGGUAUCUCCAGGGUGAUUUUCUCUAUACUGUCCUGAUCGUCGCAUUCGACUUUACUAUCACUUCCGCCACACGUGUAUCCUCCUUAUACAGCUUCUGCUCUGUCAUCGCAGGCGUCUUCAUCUCAGCGGUGAUUUUCAAGGUUCGCCGCCUCAAAUACUUCAUUCUCGCCGGUACAGCUCUAUUCAUGGUAGCAUUUGGCCUCCUGAUCCAUUACCGUGGCGGUACUGCCAGCUCUGCCCAAUCAGGUGUCAUUGGUGCUCAAGUCCUCCUGGGUAUUGCCGGUGGUCUAUUCCCAUACCCGGCACAAGCGUCUAUUCAAUCCGCCACGAGACACGAGCACGUCGCCGUCGUCACAGGUAUCUACCUUGCAAGCUACAACGUCGGUUCCGCACUCGGAAACUGCGUCUCUGGAGCUAUCUGGACACAAACUCUCUUUAAAGAACUUAACUCCCAGCUCGCCUUCACCAAGAACGAGACUUUGGCAGCUAGUGUCUAUGGGAGUCCAUUUGAAUUGAUAGUCGAGUAUCCGGUGGGCACGGAGGUUAGGACGGCAAUUAUUGCGAGUUACCAGCAUGUACAGAGGAUCUUGACAAUUACUGGUAUUUGUCUCUGUGUGCCGCUGAUUGCCUUUGCGUUCUGCUUGAGAAAUCCAAAGUUGAGCACCGAGCAGAGUCAGCCAGAGGCUGAGAAGGGACAUGUUGUCGAAUAG